Messenger RNA from Agelaius phoeniceus (red-winged blackbird), 8228 nucleotides. Lineage: Eukaryota; Metazoa; Chordata; Aves; Passeriformes; Icteridae. The record is from RefSeq and is a predicted model, not a curated record.
AUGCUGCGUUCCAGGGCAGAGCGGCCAGGAGGGGAGAGCCUUUGUGCUCCGCGCUGCGCCCCUCCGGCUGAGCGGAGCCGGCCCCUGGGCUGCCCGGGCUGCCCCCGCCGGCUGCCGGCUCCGAGCGGCCCCGGGCGCCCCGCGGGGCCGGGCACCGUCCCCAGGGCUGUGCCACCCGUCGGGCUGCAGGGUCCCGUUCCCCACGGCCCGGCUGUGCAAGGGAACACGCUGCAGCGUGAACUGGCUGAGGACAGAAGCCACCUGGGCUCCUCUCACCUCAUCUUCUCCUGGCAUCUGUGGCCACACAUCCAGGCUGUCCUGAAGGACUCGGAGUCACUGGACGGCUGCAUUCAGAGCACGUUAUCAGCACUCUACCCUCCAUUUGAGGCUACCGCAGCCACUGUUCUGUGCCAAGUUUUUGAUGUGGUGGAGAAGACGUACCGUGGGGAUGGACUGCACUACCUCAUAGACUUCCUGAUUCCAGCUAAGCACAUCCUGCAGUGCAUUCAGCAGGAUGCCUGUGCUCCGUACUGCGGGUUGCUGUUUCGCCAUGCAGGCUGGCCCCUGUGUAUUCAAGAGAAGAUUGUAAUCCAGCUAGCUUCCAUUGACUGGCAAAUCUUGAAGCCUGGUGACUUCUACCUGCAGGUGGUCCCCUCUCUGAAGAAGCCUCCACGGAUUGUACUGAAAUGUUUGGCAAAAGAUAAGCAUAAUGUAGAAGAAGUGGUGAUUCCAGAAGUUUCAUAUACCUCUAUUUUUACUCUGGAAUGGUUGAGUACGUUCAAUGGAGAGCGGAUGGGCAUAGCACUGGAAAAUUGUUUACUAACCACUGAUGACAAAAUAUUUCGUGUCCCCUGGGAUAAAGUGGUUAAUCCUGAAUUUAUAAAUAAACCAAAAAUAAUUGAAAACAAUAUCAUCUCUCCAGAAAUAACAGAGGAACGUUCAAUUUUGUGCCUCUCCACGGACCGUACUAAGUGCGGUUCACCAGACCUGAGGUCUCAGUAUCUACAAGAAUUAAGCUCAAAUCGAGACAACCCUGUCAUUAGCAGCACAGCUCCACAGUUCAAUGAAGCUCUGAUCAAUGGUGUCUGUACAAGUCCUGUGACUCAAGAGAACUUGGAAAGUGACCUUGAAGGAGAGUAUGUUGAGCUGGCAGAAGUUUCACUGCCCAGAUUUGGGCCACAAACAGGAUCUUUAACACAGUCGCUGGCAUUAAGUUAUUUAACUCAGCCCAGGGCACGAGUGAAUGAGUCUAAAGGCAAGCACAGGUUUAUUGUCAUACAAGACAGCACCUACUCCAAGAACUUAAUUCAGUCAGCACUUAUGCAGAAAGAGCACUGUCAAAUGGACACUCUGAGCGCUUCUCCAGAAGUUCUCAAAAAUGUUACUCCGUUGGAAGGCAACAAAGUGAUGGCACAUGGAGAACUGUCCCCAGAAGGUCAGCUGAUACCAGCUGAUCCUGGAAGUAUGGGUGAUAACUUUCCUAUGGCUGAGCCUCCCACUUGCCGUGCAGAAGAUUCAUCCGUAGAGCGGGAGACUCACGGUGAGCGAUACGCACUGUGCAGCUACACUGAUGUGUGUGCUGGAGAUGCUGUCAGCUGCAGGGCACGAGUGUCUGGUGCCCCUGGAAACGUGGAGGGACAAAGGGGUGGACCUAGUGAAAAUGCUGGUGUUGAAACAUUGGAGCAGAGCCCAGAAGUGAUUCUAGAUGCUACUGCUGCUAAAGAGGAAGUGAUGCUGGGAGUUGUCAGUGGAAGUGUUGAGCCAGUUCAGGUCACUACAUUGCCUGAGAAUUCAGAGGUAGGUGAGGAGAGAGGCUCUCCUUCAGGGAACAUGGCAGAUGUAAGUGCUGGCUGCAGCGAUAAUGAGGCAAAUAGCAGUUCUGCAUUAAGUCCUCCAGAAGAGAGCCAAGGAGAUGUAGAUGAAUUUGAGGUGGGAAGAAGGGACAGCCAAGAGGAAGUGAAAGAGUCUCAAGAAAUGUUGACUGUAAAUGAAAAUCAGACUAGUCAUAGUCACUGUUCUGUGAAAGCUCCAGCGGAUGGAACCUUGUCAGGUGGUGAAGAGCAAGAGCAUAAAAAGGCUGAAGAAGCCAUACCACUCAAAACUGCCCAGUCAGCAGAGGAGAAUCAGAUGGCAGAACAACUAAAUAACAGUGACUUGUUGGCUCCCAGUGCACAAGAAGAGGAUUCAAGUCUGUUCAAAACGCAGAGGUCUGGAGGGACUUUUGAGGAACCGCAAAGGCUGGUGGAAAACCAUGGCUGUGAAAGUGAAGAGAAUUCUCUGCUGAACCGGGAGCAUGUUGCAAUACAGGACUUGCAGGGACAGGUGGAGAACCAGGAAAGUUGUUCUUACAGGGAAAGGUUGAAGACUACAGCCUCAAAAACACUGGAAUCCAUUGAGGAGGAAUUGGAGGGUGGACCACUGUCCACAGGAUCUGCUGAGGGGCAUACAGAGCCUACCACUCUGCACUCCCAGCCAGAGGCAUCAUCGGGGGCAUCACCUCCUAAAGGGAUGAUGCCAGAAGAGACAGAGAUGAGAAAAGAGGCAACUGGCACAGGUGUGUUGAAACCAGUGAGUAAAAGCAGUGCCCUGGAGGAAACUUCACCUCCUGUUACUCCCCCGACAUCCCCAACUUGUGGAACUGCCUGGGGUGGUCACUUUGCACCUACGAUAGUCAAGGAUGUGAACCCAGAAGUGCUCAGGAGUGGAGUUGCCUGCCUGCCUGGUACGAGAGACAAAUCGGGACGUGCAGUGGCCAUAAUAACAACAAGGAGCACAGCCUGGUUAAACCCCCACUGCAACACCACUGAGCUUGUACGCCUGCUUCUGUACUUGCACAGCAUCCCAAGACCAGAAUGUCAGGCUUUGGGUCUGACUGUUCUUGUGGAUGCUCGUCGCUGUUCUCCCGUUCCUGCUCUCUUCAAGGCGUUCAGCACGUUGCAGGAGAUGGAUCCUCACUGUAUUCAUGGAGUCCUGCUUCUGGUUGAAAAAGAUCUGACUUUUCGGAUGGAGAAGCCACCAGCAGGACAGUUUGAACUUCUCACCUCCAUGAAAUCCCUCCAUAAGCACAUAGACAGCUCCCAGCUGCCUCUGGAGCUGGAAGGGACCUUUCCAUACUGCCACCAGAGCUGGCUGAGCUUCCGCAGGAAGCUGGAAUACUUGCUACAACAAUGCCAGGGUGUUUGUGCCUUCCUUCAGGGAGCUAUUAAUAAAGUGGAAUCCACAAAAUUACCAGGAAAGGCUGAGGAUGCAGCUGUGCUGCUGAGGAAUUCAAGGCAGUUGAUGAAGAAUGUUCUUGAAGAUGCAAGUUUGGUCAGGGUGCAGCAGGAGGGCGGAGCGCUCCUCGCCAGACUGGGGAAGGAGGCGUCCUGUGUCACCCUUACCCAAGACUACAGAGAUGCGCUCGACGCUGCCAGCGUGCUUUACAACCAAGUUGAUGAGGGCGUUCACCGCCUGGUGAUGCUGUCAAACAAGCGCAUCCAGGAGCUGGAGCUGGUGAUGGAGUUCGAGAAAGUGGAAGAGUGUUUUAAGGAGGUCAGCAAUUGGAUUGAGAACGUUGGCAGAAAACGGCUAAAGGAAACUGUCAACCUGGAUGAUUCUUUGGAGAUGCUGCUUCAAGCACAAAAGCAGUUCAAGGAGUUUGAUCUUGUUGCCAGUGAAUAUUGCAGAAGGGGACAGGAAGCAUUAAAGAAGAUGAAUCAAUGGGAAGACCUUUCCUUUGUGGAUGUGCAUUCUUACAGGGUAAAGCUGCAGACCUAUGAAGAUGAGCUGGAGGAUUUCUGCACCCAGCUGGAUGAAACGAGGCACCGAGUUUGUGAAACAGUCAGGCUAUAUGAAUUCUUUGACAAGGCGUACGAGUGGGCCUUGGAAGGGAUGCGACACCUUGCCUGUAUCAGCAUGGAGGACUGCAGCUCCGCCGAGCACUGUGCAGAUGUGAUCAAGUGCCUGGAGAGUUACAAGGGGCAGCACCCGGACAUCAGUGCUGCCCGGUUCCAGGAGAUGAAGGAGCUGGCCUGUGAGCUGAAGAGUGAGAAGGGGCUCAAGCAGUGGAAAUUUGCAUGGUCUAAAUGCCAGGAGACCAAGCUGGUUUUUGAAAAGAAACUCGAAGCAGCCUUGAGAACAAGGAAGUCUCUGCUGUCAGACCGCAACCCAGCUGUGGGGGAGCAGCCCCAGGCUGGCAGUGAGACUGGCACUCUGUCCCACCGGAGGCACUCUGAGGGGGCCACCUCCAGGUCCCACUGGGACAGGACUCAGAGCACAUCUCAUGGCUACAACAGAACCAACAGCUGUCUGGAGUGGACUAGGGAGAAAGCUCCCUCGCCCUCCCUGAGCUGCCCUGGAGAUGUCGAUGCUGGGGAAGUAUUUGUCUGCCCAGCUCCUCUCAGCCCUGGUCCUCACUCAAGCAGAAUUUCUUUCACCAGCAGGGCUUGUAAGUCUCCAAUGCUGCCUGAAGAAAAGCCAAACCUGGAGAGCAUUUUAGAAGCCCCAGAGGUGAAGCAGUGUCCUACAUCCACUCCAGUCCCUGGGAAGCUGCCUCCCAGGAAGGUGCUCCGGAAGGCCCAAAGCUUUGACCUGCCUUAUGGUGAGAGCCUGUGGGCCAGCUGCCAGAGGAGCGAGCCGGCCAGGUACGGCAACACCGGCGUCUUCAUUAAGGGGCUGGAGGUGAGCAGCACUGAGCUGGUGGACAGGACGUUCGCUCUGCGGCAGCCAGCUGUGAGCAGCUGGGCUGCAGACUGCCUGCUGGAGGGACAGAGGGGCUGCCUCUCCGGGUCAGAAGCCAAGAGCUGGGGCAGCAAACUGCGGCACAUCAUCGACGAGAUGGUGACCACGGAGCGGGAGUACGUGCGGUCACUCCGCUACAUCAUCGACAGCUACUUCCCUGAGAUGGAGCGCCUCGACCUGCCCCAGGACCUGCGUGGGAAGCGCAGCGUCAUCUUUGGAAACCUGGAGAAACUCUAUGACUUCCACAGCCAAUACUUCCUUCGAGAGCUUGAGAGCUGCUGCAACCACCCACUGAGGGUCAGCCACUGCUUCCUGCGACACAAAGACCAGUUUGGAAUGUAUGCACUGUAUAGCAAGAACAAGCCGAAGUCAGACUCGCUGCUGGCCAGCCAUGGGAAUACCUUCUUCAAGUUCAAGCAGGUGCAGCUGGGGGAUAAGAUGGACCUGGCCUCCUACCUGCUGAAACCCAUCCAGCGGAUGAGCAAAUAUGCCCUGCUCCUAAAGGACCUGAUCAAGGAGUGCAGCGAGGCACAAGAGCAGGAGCUGGGCUAUCUCCGUGCUGCUGAGGAGAUGGUGAAGUUUCAGCUCCGGCAUGGGAAUGACCUGCUGGCCAUGGAUGCCAUCCGUGACUGUGACGUUAACCUGAAGGAGCAGGGGCAGCUGGUGCGGCAGGACGAGUUCACCAUCUGGCUGGGCCGCAGGAAGUACCAGCGACACGUCUUCCUCUUCGAGGACCUCAUCCUCUUCAGCAAGCCCAAGAGGAUCGAGGGUGGCUUUGAUGUGUAUAUCUACAAGCGCUCCUUCAAGACUGCAGACAUUGGUCUGACCGAGAACUGUGGAGACAGCGGCCUGCGCUUUGAGAUCUGGUUCCGAAGGCGGAAGUCCAGUGACACCUACAUCCUCCAGGCCAGCUCAGCUGAGACUAAGCAGGCCUGGACUGGUGACAUUGCCAAAAUCCUGUGGCAGCAGGCAGCCCGCAAUAAAGAAAUCCGUAUGCAGGAGAUGGUCUCCAUGGGUGUGGGUAACAAGCCCUUCCUGGAUAUCAAACCCAGUGAGGCAGCUAUUAAUGACCGUGCUAUUGAUUACAUCAUGAAAGGCAGAGGUGCCAGGACCAGAGCUUCAAUUGCAGUGUCUCUGUUUGACCAUUCCAACCCCUUCAAGAGGACACAGACGCAGCUCUCCACUGGCAGCACCCCCACUGCCUAUUCCCCUUCCUCCUCCUCCCUGCUGGGGCCCCUCAACCUCCACAUGUACCUGGACCAGGCUCUGCUGCCAGGGGUCCUGGCCCCCAGACGUCCCUUUGACAUUGGCACUUGCAUCGAGGAAGAUGAGCUGGAGCACGAGACGAGCAGCCAGCCCUCAAUGACAACAGAGAGCUCCGAGUCAUCGCACUGCAUGUCAGCCACUGGCUCCAGCGGCUCCGACAGUGGCUGUGUCUCCAACGUCCCACAAGAAAGCUUCUGUGAAGACAUGGGCUCACCCCCUUACAUGCCCAUAGGCCCACAACACAGCUCUGCCAUGGAGGGCAGACCCAGGUUCACAAACAGCCAGUACAUUUCUGCAAAAGCAGGCCAGGUCACCAUAAGUCCCUCAAGAAUAGUGUGACCCCCUCGGCCCCGCCUCAGGAAGUGGAGUUGUUGUUUGAUUGCCAUUUCAAACUCACUGAAGACCCCAGGCCUCUGACCAGCAGAAGGACACAGUCUUCAUCCUUGAAGAUAUUUUUUUGCCCAUUAUCAGGCUCUUUCAAACAGCCCAAAACUUGACCUCUUCCUGAGACGAAGUCCCAGGAAGGCUUCUGUCAACUAAAUGUAAUAGCUUUGGUAUUGGAUGGGACCUUGGGCAUUUAGAACUCAUUAGCCCUGUAUUUAUAAGUAAUAAGUAACAUAGCAGUUUGGGGAAAAAAAAAUAUUAUUUUUAAAGCUAUGAGUUGUACAGAUUUUUAUUACAAGUGACUCUGUUACUAUUUGUUGUGUAAGCUGCAUAUUUUAUAAAGUUUUUGGAAGGGCAUGAAGAGAAAUUGAGGUAUUUAAAAAAAGUAGUCUAACUUUCUGUUUCAGGGUUAUAGUGACCUGAAGCUCAAGAUUUAACGUCCUUCCUUAUGUUCUAAAUAUGUCUAUCAUAGCAAUAAUUUAUUUCUUUGGCUUAAUACUUCCAUUCUAAUAAAAGCAAUUUCAUUGUUAUGAAUUGUUUCUUCAGAUGGUUCUUCCAGUGCCUUGGUGCUGAGUUAAUCUCUCUCAUAACCAUCUGUCAGCUCUGCCACUCUGCCUGUGCCACCUCUGCUCUGACUGCCAGCUCCCCCUGUAAACCCUCAGUGCAUUCACCAGAGAAGGGGGAGAUGCCCAGGCAGAGACUCCCCUGAUGCCAGUGGGAGGCUGACCCAGAGAGGGGCUUUGGAGCAGCCAGCAGAGGUGUCAGUAGGAGUGAGGAAGAGGGAGCUGUCUGUGGAGCUCUGGAGGCACCAAAGUUCCUGGCUCUAAUUUUAGCCACUUUCCCCCUGUAGCUGCGGUCCCAGUGCAAGUUCCUCUCUUGCCCUGCUGGCUCAGGUUCCAGUGGCUUAGUUCAGGUUCCAUUGUGCUUUGUCCUGGCUGUGCCCCUGGUUUUGGACUGACAGGGACUGGCUCCUUGCUUCAUUUCUGACUCAGCCCCUCUUCUGGUACUUCAGUCCCACUAUUGUGGCUUGUUUGAGGAGCUUUGGAUGUGCUGGCAUUCGAGACCAACAGGUUUUGAGUGUAAUGGGUUGAUCAUAAUGCUGAACCUUAAGUGGAAGUUGUUUGAAGUAACACAGCAUAACUGGAAGACAAACGAGCCCUGUGUUCCAAGGUGGCUUUUUCAUGAGUAACAUCCAAGGUCACUGUGUGGCUGUGACACCCUCCCUCUGUUCUUGGACAAAAUGAAAAUUACCAUUUCUGGAAACAGUGGUUACUUGGCUGCCAAGUUCCUGUUUACUCCUGGUUUGUGCAGGGCUGUAAAUCAGGCUCCUGCAGGUGUGGGAGAAGUGCUACAUUUGGCCUGAGGAAGAAGAUGGAGUAGUAAUUUAUUUAACUGCAAUUUUCUCCCCUUGGCAGACUGGGGUGUUACAUCCCACAGCCACCCUGGAGACAGUGUUCCUUCAAGUUUGGAAAUUCCUGUACUGUAUGUAAAACACUUGUUUAUUUUUAAUAAGCUGGAUGUUUUUAAACCUUGUUCUUUUUUCAGACAGCAAGGAAAAUACAUUUGACACCUUUGUACAAAAUUACGUGGGAAACAGUUAUACAGGGAAUAUUUUACAAGUUACUAUUUUGAGAUAAUUGCUGGGUUAAUGCAAAGUUUCUGGACUGUCAAGACAACAAUAGCUCAUGUCACAAGAGGGAGAGAAGUUACUAAUGCAACAAGAGGAACAUGAAACGUCUGGAAUUUCUCAGUUUCAAAGGUUUCUAAAUUGCUGGACAAACCUUUAGUAUUGUUUACCUGACACUCUUUCUUCAGGGUUUGAUUGAUUUGUCUAAUAAAGGUUAUUUUCUUUAUAUGAA